Nylanderia fulva is the source of this 4514-nucleotide messenger RNA. It is a transcript of the gene Pcl, whose product is annotated as polycomb protein Pcl. The record is from RefSeq and is a predicted model, not a curated record. Gene Ontology annotation, molecular function: DNA binding; chromatin binding. Gene Ontology annotation, cellular component: nucleus. Lineage: Eukaryota; Metazoa; Arthropoda; Insecta; Hymenoptera; Formicidae. Gene Ontology annotation, biological process: negative regulation of gene expression, epigenetic.
AGUCGCCCCACGGCAAGUGUUUUCCCCGAACAUGGCGGACGGUGCUCGUUCGAAUUUCCACGGGACGCAAUGAACGUGCGCCGAGUUCGCCGCGGUGAUGCCGUGUACAAGAAUUGAGGGCGCGUGGUGAUCCGUGCGGGUGCCGGCCUACGGAGGGUGCCCCCGGCGUCGUCGUGAUCGGCACAGCGCGUCUGUCACCGAGCUGUCACCGCGCGGAGUCGGUUUUUUGCCGCUGCCGCCGUCGUCGCCGCUGCCCGUCGUCGUCGUCGUCGUCGUCCCGGAGGGAGCGUGAACAAAACACGAGCCGAUCGUGACGGGGCCCUCCCCAUAUGAUCGCUGCAAUAAAUGGCUGAGCGGGAUUGGAGGGAAUAAUGAGGCCCGCAUGAUUCCAGGACACGCCGAGACACGCUGAGGGUAGAAAAUGUCAGAACUUGAGGAAAGUCUGGCAGCGCCGGAUAGCACCACAAGGGAACAGCGGGUUGGCUUCUCUCAUGGAGAUGAUGUUCUUCAGCAUAAAGAUGGCAAAUUUUACCUUGGUACAGUUGUCGAGGUGGACUUGGCAAGGGAAAGAUGUCUUGUCAAUUUUAUGGACAACACAUCUUCCUGGUCCUCGUUUAAAGAGCUGACAAAGCUGGCUAUGCCAGACUCGGAUGUUAUGUGUGUUCUUUGCAAAAAAUCUCAGCCUAAGACUGACAAUGACAUUAUUGUUUGCGACAAGUGUGGACGUGGCUAUCAUCAAAUGUGUCAUCAGCCUCAAAUACCAAAACAGGAUUCAGGUGUGGAUAUUCACUGGAUGUGUAAGAGAUGUACAGAUAGCCAGCCGCGUUCGCGUGAACCUUGCGAGCCAAAAACUUCUAUGGUUAAAGCAAGUAUCAGAAAAGUUUGCAGCGGUAGGGACCAACCUCAACCACCACCAGAUGAUAUGACGAAAUUGCCGUAUGACCCUGAUAUGUUGAACUGGGAUGCACAUCACAGAGUGAACGCCGAACAAAUUUAUUGUUAUUGCGGACUUAAUGGUGAAUGGUAUGCGCAGAUGUUACAAUGUGCUCGUUGCAAGCAGUGGUUUCAUGAAAAGUGCAUCAGAUGCUUAACUCACCCCUUGUACAGCGGUGAUAGAUUCUAUGUAUUUGUUUGUUCAAUGUGCAAUCACGGGAAAGAAUUUGUUCGGCGUUUGGAAAUGAAAUGGGUAGAUCUGGUGCACCUGAUGUUGUACAACUUGACUGUUUAUAACGCUAAAAAGUAUUACGACUUGGACACUGUUAUCAUACCUUAUGCAAACGACAAUUGGUAUACGUUGCAACUUCCACCACGGAUUAGAGAUGUUAGCAUUGAAAUACGCAGGGAAUCGAUAUUAUCGAUAUUGACAAACAACAGAACUAGAUUCAAGUGCGGUAGAGAGAUAAAGAAACGUACUACAAUAUGGGGCCUCCGUGUCAGACUGCCACCACCUUGUCCAGUCGUCAACCUUCCAGCCUCCGGUGAAAUAGACGAUUCCGUGUUACGUAGAUGUUGGUUGGGUGUAAACAAAAGACUGCAGUAUCUUCCUCCACAAAUAGGCCCUGUGAGUUUGCCAGAAAGUACAAAACAAUUGAUCGCGUUGAGGCAAAGCGUGGCCGAGAAUGUAGAAAUUUCUGUGAAUCCUUCGGAUCUAGUAAUGCGAGGUACACUUUAUCAAAAUUCGGAAGCAGAACAAAGUUCGUGUCCGAGUCCAAGUCCACCCAGUCAAUCGACGCAGUCGUUGAGAGAAAGGUAUAGCGGUGGCGGUUGUAAAAAAUCAUUCCCAUUUCCAAAGUUGAGCUUACAAAGAAGACGUCGUCUGAUGGCAUUAGGUAGUUCACGAGAAAGAAUGUUACGUAAACAUAAGAAAAGGGAGAAAGGAGACGGUACCAUGGGAAAGUCGCAAGGAGUUCGAGAAGCGAGAUACAGAAAAGCGAGGAAAUUAUUGAAAAAUGCCAUUGCCAAGAGCAAAUCACGAAGUUCUGAAGCAUCCGAUCUACCACCGACACCUCCGACUUCCGUUUCCGGACCGCCGACACCACCAGCCACAACAUCAGGCAUGUCCGAGUUAUCCGUACCUAGUUCCGUGGAUCUGAUGCAUCCUAUGCCACCAUCGACGCCGGCGGAUACGAGCGGAGAUGAGACCAGCUCGCGAGGGACCCUCGAUUCCUUUAUUCCACCGCCCAAGGAUUUCGAGGGGAAGAACAAUCCGUUCAGCGAUCUUGUAGGUACGCCCUGCAGCCUUACAGGAAACUCGAGCACGCCGUUACCCUACAACCAGUGUCCCAUCACCUUACCCCUACCGCUGACACCUGUGAUCUCGCAACCGCCGGUGGUGCGUCCGGCCAAGAGGCAGCUAUCCGAGAAGGAUAUUAUCGUGGACAGAAAUGGGCAGGUGAAGCGCAGAAGGCAACAUCGACGAGGACGUCCGUCCCAGCAGCAGCUGCAGCAACAAUUUCAGCACACCGCCAGCAAAACGGCGGCCAUUCUGCCGGCUCGUAAUAACGAAGUUAAAAGUGAAUUUGCCAGGAAUUUAAGAAGUUCAUUUAAUGGUGCCUCGAGCAGUGCGAGUAGUCAAAUUGGGAAUUGUGUGGAUUAUGCCUUAAACGGUAGGAGGUUGAGACAGCGGCAGAGCAAUGAUAAAUUGCCACCUCCUCCCGAUUCGCAACCGCAAAGAAAGAGCAGCAUGCCUUCAUCUCCAAAGUGUUCGCCCGUGAAGCAAAGUGCGCCCGACAUAUCUCUGGAUGAUUUGAAAUCGUCGGUGAAUAUUUACUUUGGUGCGGCUAACAGAAUCGCUGCCGGUGAAAAGUUCGUUAUCAAAGCGAAGAGGAUAGGGCCGAACGGUCAGACACAAUACCUCAUCGAAUGGGAGGGACUCAAUACUUAACGGUAAAUAAAUAAUCCGCUUACUACGAAAUAUAUUGCAAUCGUAUACAAAUUUUAAGUUCAGAGUUACAUCAAGUAAGUGUAUUAAGAUGGCCGAUCCAGCUGCCGGAAUCCUGUAAUCAAUUCUCGGUGUGUUUUACAAGCAAAAUAAUUGUGAUGAAUUGUUUUGCGUCACGUGCACUGCCACUUAUUACGUACAUUUCAUCAAAAUGUAUGUAUUUAUCGGCGUAGAAUAUGUGAAUGUUCUUGUAAAUGUAAAUACGUCGCGUACGUUUUAUUGAAUUAUUAAGGCUCCUGGAUUCUCGCCGCAGCUAUGUUAGAUUGUGACGUCAGAUGCGAGAAAGCACACGCUGAAAAUUCUUAGAUGCCAUUUUUAAAUGAAAAUAUAUUUCAAUGGAACAUUAUUUCAGAUGGCUUUUGCACACUCUUAAAAUACUUCAAAAACUAUUCUUUUCUUUUGAGAAUCAAUCAACAACCGUAAAAUGAAUCGUGAUAUCAGACUUUGUCAUGACUGCGCACGUGCAAAGACGGACUGAGUCACUCAUAUUACAGUCAUUUUACAGCUGUUGAUUGAUUAUUAUUAAGGGAUAGUUUUCUCGAGAUAAGAGUGUGCUAAAUUCAUUUGAAGUGUUGUUUCACCGAAUAUCUUAUUUCGAAAUGGCAUUUAAGAAUUUUUAGCGUGUGUUUCCUCGCCUCUGACGUCACAAUUCCAAGAGGGUCGACGUCCAGGAGUCUUAAUUUAACAAUAAUUUUUUUUUCUUACGACUGACAGACUUUUUAGUCGUUCGAUGCAUGUGUUUUUAUGCAUUUCAUCUAUUUAUCUAUUUUUAUUUAUAAAAAAACGUUCCGUAUUGAUUCUUGAUGUACACAUACCUUUUCAUUCAUCAUUCACACAUUUAUUUUAACGAUGAGUAGUAGGCGAAAAAUGCUCGUUUUAAUGAUAUUUACAAGAACAGUCAGACGUAUUGCUUAUCAGUUGUAAAUAGUGUAGCAUAGUAGACUUGCGGGGAGGGAUUCGAUGAUGUAAGCCGCGCGAAAAUCAAGUUCCGUGUUGCUUUACGUCCGCGUCUUAUAGGAAGAUUGGCCGAUCUUAUCCCUGAAUAUCCAGGGAUAAGACCACAAGUACGACAUAACAAAAGGAAAAAGUGAAUUGCAACAGACAGUUGUCGUUCCUCUCACUUGAACUAAUAUACUAGCGAGAAUAUUAGCGGCUAGUGAUAAUAAAAGAGAGUAAAAAACAAAAGCAGACGUAUGAUACUGCGAAGGUUAUUUUUCAAUACACUCGUAGAGAGAGAAAGUAGUUUCUGUGACUUCUGUAACUUCAUUGUCUUGGAUUACAUUUUUACUUUUUCGAGUAGACGACAAUACGAUGCGAAUCAAAAAUUUUCCAAUAGAUAAAUUUCAUCUAUCACAUGUGAUUGUUAAAAAUACAGGAUGUCCCAUUUUAAUCGAUCACCCUCAAAAACUUUUUCAUUUUAGAUCGUAUAAAAUGUUUCAAGCAAAAGUUGUUUGAUUUGAAGGGGGCAGAAGAUGGUGCUGCAGACUUUUUUUAAACGGUACUUUUCAAAAUCAUUUAAAGGUCAUUUAUGUUAUUCUUAAAUGGAAUAUAUUACUAUAUAUAUAUAUUUUAU